Molecule: messenger RNA, 6318 nt
Organism: Sphaerodactylus townsendi
Lineage: Eukaryota; Metazoa; Chordata; Lepidosauria; Squamata; Sphaerodactylidae
Gene: ARHGEF5
Product: Rho guanine nucleotide exchange factor 5
Exons: 15
Coding region: 136-5805 (1889 amino acids)
Biological process (GO): intracellular signal transduction; activation of GTPase activity
Cellular component (GO): nucleus; cytoplasm
Molecular function (GO): protein binding; guanyl-nucleotide exchange factor activity
Source: RefSeq, a predicted model, not a curated record
AGGUGAAGCCAUCUUUCAGCAAUGUGGGGCUGGCCGCUGACUUAAGAGCAAGGGACGGUGCUCUGGAGUUUGCAUAAAGGUGUUUUUUGUGGGUUUCGUUUUUGUUUUGUUUUGCAUUUUAUUGGAUUGGAGCAAAUGGGAUACACUAGAACACAGAACAGGAUGCAUUGCCAUCGGAGACUGCCAAAAAAGAAUGCACCAUUGAUGGAGUCUGAAAAUACUAAAGCAGGAGAGCCGUCGCCUGCGGCUACCACCUCGCCCGGAGGACCCUCAGACCCUGCACCAACCAGCAGUCGGCACCAUGAAGUCACAGACCUUCUUGCCAUGAGUAAUGUUUCUGAAGAGGAGGAAGAGGAGAAGGAAGAGGUCUCCUCCUCUCAAGACAUAUCCCUUCUCUUUGUUGUUGAAGAACAGUCGUGGAGCACCUUCGGAUACAGUCCUCUAGAAAAAGAGACAUCUGUGGAUGUGGAAAGCAGACAGCAAGGCCCAAGGUCCUUGACAGGACUGUCAGAGAGGGAAAGCAACUUUGGCGUACAGGAAGUGAAUCAGCAGAACCCCUCUUUGGAUUUUUAUCGAGGAGAAUGUACAGCAGAUUAUUCUUCAAGGGGUCACCAGUCUUCUCUUUCCGGCUCAACCCCUUUGGAACAAGACUCAACCCCUCUCACCCAGGCAGCUGUGGAACAGUUGCAGGGUCUCGCCAUUCCUGCUGGAUUUCCCCAAGCCCUGGACUGUAAUGACACACUCCUUCAGACACAGUAUGACAAAGCCGUGAGAACAGACUCUCUUCCUACACAGGAAGAAUCGGUUUGCAGAUGCCCCCUGUUGAAUCACAGGAUUGCAAAAUGUCAUCAGAACGCUGAGUCUUCUAAAUCCAGAUCAAAUGAAGAACAGCCGGGGGAACUAGAGGCCCAGCAGGGAUUUGCUCAUAAAAUGGAAGCUCAGGGGGGAAGUAGCGACGAGAUGUCCUCAAAAAUUGACCGUGGUGCUAGGGUACAGCCCAGUCUUUCAUCAGCCAAUGAAGGGAAUAUAGGAGAGGUCAUGGGACAAAAGGAUGACAUGACGUGUUUUGCUUCUCACAAAUGCUCUGAACUUUCUAAAGGCAGGAGAAUCAAUCUUGAUGUGACCCAAGCAAAGCCUACGCCCACCUUAUCUCCUUCACCCUCCAAGACAGCCGACAAUCAUUCAGACACAGGGCAGGAGGUGGAAGAUUUGGAGGAAAAAUCCAUUCUUUCCAGCAUCCGCCGUCUCUGGAAGGAGGACGAGAUGGAAGACAAUACAGGAAGAAACGAGAUUCGUUCUUCUCUAAAAGAGGAAAUCCAAACUAAGCAUGUGCAAAGCAAUGCAAAUGGUAGAGAAUUGGAAUCUACACAGAAAGAGUUGGAAAAACCAGAGCUUGAAAAGAUGGAAGUGUCUGAGUUGGAGGACAUAAGUACGGAGGAAGAGGAGGAAAAUCUGGACUGGGAUGAAAUGAAGAAUGCAACUAAAACAGAGCAGGAAUGGCCAGAAUUAGACCAGGAGAGUAAUCAGGAAAGGGACAUGAAAGUACAGACCACAAUCAGGGAAGAGAGGCAGAAAGAGGGGCCAGUUCAAUCUUUCAGACCAGGUCUGGAAACACUCAACGAUCUGGAAAACGGCUCGGUCGUUCCAGAAUUCAGCAACAAUCAUUCUUGCCUUGAGUCUGAAGGACUGACCUUCCCUCUCAAAGAACUGUUCCCACUAGGCGCCUGCCCAGAGUCAGCGUUCAUAUUACUAGAACCACAUGAACAAACAACAAAGGCAAAUGUUGUGCUUGUGAGCAAAAGCCCAAAGGCACAGCCCGAUGCUGGACAAUGGGAAUACUCUGGUGGGCGUGACCACACUUAUUUAGUCCCCCAUAGUAGGCAAGACAGUGACAAGACUGAGGGAAGCAGAAAUGAGUGUAAGGAAAAUGUGAAGGAAGGGGAAAGUGAGAGGACUUUGGGUGGUGAAGGAAUGACAUUGCUGGUUGAAGAUUUAGCAGUAACUCCUGAGUCACAUGACUUGCAUGACUCCCAACUGGUGAAGCACCCUGUUGACGGUGAAGGUCAUGUUCUUGCUUCAACACCAGGGAUCAUAAGUGUGACUGAUUCAGUACAGAGAGAUGCUAGCAAGGGAGCCAAAGACAGCACAGUAGAUUAUGCUAUGGUGGAAGAAGAACCUGAUUCCAUCCAAGAGUUGCUGGGCAUAGCGGUUAGCAGAGAAGCUUCGGGACAGAGUAGUGACUUCACUGAUACCCAGAUUCACCAUGAACAGGCCACUGCUAGUAUAGACUUCCAUGAAGAGACUGAUAGCUCUGUCCCCAGGAGUUUGCAAACAACACUUCCCAGUCUGGAUCUGCUCAAUAUAGACAAAGAGAGUGUAGAAGUGAACCCUAUUUCAUCUUUGACUUCGAUGGAUCCAGAGUUGCUCCAGGCACAAGACGCUGGCGUGAAUGAUCUGGAGAAAUUCCAGCAGCAUCUUGUGUUUCCAAACAAAGAAGUAGAAGGAGAGACACUUUACGUAGACAAGAAUCACCUGCCUGGUCUUGUAGCUCUUGAAGAGCAGAGAACAGAAUGUGAGCACAGCUCCGAAAGUCCCUCGUCUUCUAACACCUGCAUUGCUACGGCAGGUGAAUCCCCAAUACCUUUGUCCUCUGUGCCUGUCCCUGAUCAGACAGACACCCAUGAAACAGUUUUCAGCCAGUUCAUUCAAUCCUCUCCACUCGCACUGGAUUGUGGACAGUCAGCCUGGCUUGAAAUCCCUCCACCCGAUGCCAACUUGCAUGCCCAGCCCCCAUGUCUAAAUCUUGAUCCCAAGCAUCCCGCACAACCCCUAGAGCUACUGCCCUCUUCCAACCAAACUGACCAUUUGCUAACCAUUCAGCCUACUUCUGUGCCAGUAUUUUCAGCUCCCACGCUCGACGUGGAAGCUUCUGUCGUGCCACUUGUCUCAGAACUUGGUCCCAACCAGCUCCCAGAUCAAGUAUUCACUUUUGACUGUUCUCCAUCAUUGGAGUAUGGUGCCAAACAUCCUGAGUCUUUGCCAGUGCUUCUUCCACAAUCCAAUCUUUCUGUAUGCCCUGCUCCUAAUGCCAACCAAUCCCUCGAACCCUUCAUAACUAAUGCCAGCCAGAUGAGGGAGGCUACAGCUCCCGAGCUUAACGUCAGCCUCUUCCUCCCUCAGCUUCCAGUUUUUGAUUUUAACACUGAUCUUCCCAACCUACCUCCUGCUUCUUCCUUCAGUGUACCUCCAACUAUAGGCGACAACCAGUCUGCCCAGCAACCAGUAGAAUCCAACACCUGCUUAGCAGGUGUUGCCCAGAUACCUACGAGUUUGGCCACUGAUAACCCAGUCACCCAGACCUCACCAUCUGUUCUUGAAGCCAAAAGUCGCACCCAGAUCUUGCGUGCCCAUGGCAGAACAGAAGAAACAACUCCAGUUCAUUUGGCCAACAUGGAGGUUGGGAGAGCUCCACAAGGCCACGGAAAUACACUGAGGGACUCGGGAGUCAGUCCGUUGGUCACACAUUCUAAUUUAGCAUCAGCCCUAGACCCUUCCUGUACUCUUGAGGAAACAGUCAAUAUUACGGACAAGUACAAUGGUAAAUCUUUGUCGGAUCACAGCCCCCAGCCUUCCCUGGGGUGCCAGGAAAUGCCUGAAGCUGUGGAGGGCAGAUCUUCCAUGCAGAGCCCUCCACUGCUAGCAUUCAAUAACCCAAUUUAUUUCCUCCAGCUCGGCCCCCCAUCCCCACCAACUAUCAGACGCUCGAGAAAGCAACAUGCCAUCUCUCAGGGGCCACAAUGGCAACAAACGGCUGAUGCCAGGGUAGACGCGGUGGACUCUACAGUAACUCAGCAAAUGACAGAAGGAAUUGGAAGGCUCUGGAAGGGCUUGGAAAAGCCAGAGGCAGAGACCAUCCCCCCAGCACUCCCAAGGAAGGAACGGACAGCCAAGCACCCGCCCUUGGAGAAAUCUAUCAGUUGUCCGAAUAGAAAUGUUAUGCGAUUGGAAGCAAAAGACCCAGAGCACAACGCGAAGGCACAAGAGAUAUUGGCCAAAAUCCGAACAAAAAGCAAAGACUGGCAUCGACUGGGCGUGAGGAAGGUCUCCAUACCGACAGAAAAUCCAUUUGAAGUGAUAGCACAUAUCGUCCCUCCAAGGAAUUAUACCCCUGCACACAAAGACCCACCUGAUCACAUGGACAGAGCUCUACAAGGAGAGAAGAAAUCUGCAGAAACUGUGGAGAAUAUCAAGAGAAGACACUCCAAAUUGAUCAACUCAUCACGGCUGCUCUAUCAGGAAUAUAGUGAUGUUGCACUGAACAAAGCCAUUCAAAACCAGAAGAGAGCUGAUUCCUUGUCUGAAGAACUAGAACAAGUAUCCCCAGGAUUUCGAAGCUCCCCAAAAUUACGAAGGAAAGUUCUCUCUUCCCAAGAUUCCUGCUUACAACGCCUGUCCGUCUCCUCCAGCGCAUCCCUCUGGCAAGAUAUCCCCAUGGUCCGAGGGAGCACCAUGCUCCUAAGCAUGACUCACGAGGAGCAGAAGUUGCAAGAGGCCAAGUUUGAACUGAUCGCUUCAGAGGCUUCGUACCUGCGGAGCUUAAACGUAGCUGUGGACCAUUUCCAGCAUUCCUCAGAACUCCAGGCUGUCCUGUCAAAUCAAGACAAACAGUGGCUUUUCUCCCGCCUGCAGGACGUCCGGGACGUUAGUGCCAAUUUCCUCUUUGACUUGGAGGAGAAGCUUGAGGAGAACAUGUUCACCUUCAACGUGUGUGAUGUAGCUCUGAAGCAUGCGCCAGAAUUUCGCCGGGUUUACCUGCCAUACGUGACAAACCAGACAUACCAGGAGCAAACCUUUCGGAGACUACUGAAUGGCGUUCCUGCCUUCCAACAAGUCUUAGAGAAGCUGGAAAGUGACCCAAUUUGUCAGCGCCUCUCCCUCAAGUCUUUCCUCAUCCUGCCAUUCCAGCGUAUCACACGGCUUAAGCUCCUCCUCCAGAACAUACUGAAAAGAACACGGCCUGGUGCUGACGAGGAAGUCCAAGCAACUCAGGCGUAUGAUGCUCUUGAGAAGCUCAUCAAAGACUGCAAUGAAAAUGUCCAGCGAAUGAAGAACACAGAGGAGUUGAUCUACUUAAGUCAGAACAUGGAGUUUGAAUGCAAGAUUUUCCCACUUAUCUCUCAGUCCCGGCGGCUGGUGAAGCGUGGUGAGCUGACAGCGCUGGAGUAUAACCUGAGCUUGAAGUGGAAACUCACCACCCGGCCUAUCUACCUGCAUCUCUUUAAUGAUUUCCUGCUUCUCUCUCGGCCCAGGGAGAAUGGACACUUUAUCGUAUUUGAUUAUGCCGCCUCCUCCGAAGUACGUGGAGAAAAGUGUGAAAUGAAACUGCACGGAGCAAAUAAAAAUGUUUUCCGUCUCUUCCUGCUGCAGAACCAUCAGGGGAAAAAAGUGGAGUUCCUCUUCCGAACAGAAACACAGAGUGAAAAACUGCGGUGGAUUUCUGCUCUUUCGCCACAGCAAGCAGAGCCUGAUCUUUUAGAUGACUCCGAUGCGCCUCAGGUUCAGUGUAUGAAGUCAUACAAAGCCCGUGAGAAUGAUGAACUGGCUCUGGAGAAGGCAGAUAUCGUUAUGGUCUUGCAGCAAAGUAUUGAUGGAUGGAUUGAAGGAGUGAAGCUCUCAGAUGGCGAGAGAGGCUGGUUCCCUUCUGAGCAGAUGGAAUUCAUCUCCAGCAGGCAUGCCCGCCAGAUGAACCUGAAAGAAGAACAGCGUGUCAAGAAUGCCAAGCAACAAGUGUUUCGCAGGAAAUAAGACCGUUUCUUCCCAACAUCAGACACACUCUCCUGCUCAAAAUGGACACGGCUGCAUUUAAGAAAAGAUAUCUCUGCAAAAGCCAAUGUUUGAUAUGCUUAUAAGGGAAAUAUUACUUGGCAAAGAAAGGGGAAAAAAUGAACUCACGGACAGAUUCCCUUCAUAUGAAUUACAAGAGGCAAAAGUGUCUUUCCUUUUUUGCCUGAAAGAAAGACGGUGAACGUCAGGACUUUGGGAGAUCCCUUGACUCCAUAUGAACUCCUCGCCUGGAAACUCUGCCUCAGCUCCUUGGUUUGCAAAAUGGGGAGGGUUACCCACCUCACCAAAACAGUGAGGCUAAAAUAUUAGAAUUUCAAUGUUUUAAAUUCCUUGGGGGGAAAGGCACUACAGAAAUGCAAAAAAAAAAAAAAAAGAAGUCGUCUUUGGUAGGUAUUAUUACAGAGAAAUACUUCAGUUGUCUUAAUUGCCAAAUUUUCUGCAUGUGUAUAUAAAGGACAGAAGUAUCCCUGGUCA